CUACCUCGUGGUCCAUUCCUUGCCAGCGUAGCGCGUGGAUGGGCGCCUGACCCUCCUGUAGGCCCCGACGUCAGUGGCUUGUUGACUGGGUCUUGGCUGCCCUGGCCGUCAUCCUCUGUAACCGGCUCGGUGAUGCUAACAGACUGCUCUGACAACCUACACAGAAUUACAACGAGGUUUAGCAUGCCGCAGCGCUCUGUCUCCCGAAGUCGCGAGUGGCCAAACCCAUCCAUAUAAAGCAUCCGAGCCGGAGCUGUGAGCAUCUACCUAGCGCUAGUGUAGAUUUUCCUUGCGCCACACAGCUGACAGCUCCCACGGAGGCUGGGCACACGGGAAUAGGGAGGAGGUGCGCACGACCGCCGGCACCGACCAUGCCGGAGCCUGCCCCGGUGAUCAGGCGGAUCCGCAAGGAGCUGAAACAGCUCUGGAUGGACCCGGCGGCGUUCUGCCGGCCCGGCGCGACGCCCGUGACGGACCUGUUUCACUGGGAGGUGAUCAUCGACGGCCCCCACGACAGCCCCUACGCCGGCGGCACGUUCCCCGUCGACGUCGCCUACCCCAAGGACUACCCCUUCAAGCCCAUCAAGCUCACCUUCAAAACCAAGAUGGCGCUGGACAUCUUCGGGAGGGGGUGGUGGCCUAAUCUCACGAUAAGGACAGUCCUCCUGUCCGUCGUCUCCGUCCUCUACGACCCCCUGCUCGACCUCCCCGUCCGCCACGACGCCGCCCGGCUGUACAAGCGCGAGCGGGGUCUCUAUGAUGAGAAGGCCAGGCGCUGGACCCGCAGGUACGCCUCGGCGCCGGUCGUCUCCUUCUAUCCGGCGGGGAUGGAGCUGUUCGAGGAGCUGCUGGAUGAGGCGGCGAUUAGUGGGGCAGUGGCACGCCGUCGUUCUUGCGGAGCAGGGAAAUGGCGUUUCUUCGGGGGCCGCCUCCUCGGCGCCAUCUAGUACGUGCAUGUGUUCAGUCAUGCUCAUGCAUGCACCGCGAUGAUGCUGGAUAAGACUACUGAGCACAAGUUAAGUUCACCGGAAGAAUGCUUGGGCGAUGUCCAUUGAGUAUCUAGUAGUAAUUCGUAAUUUGUAUGGAGUGGGUUGUCUCAAUUACUAGUCAUGUUUGGUGAUCUAUAAUAUGAUCCUUAUUUUAUGGA
Messenger RNA from Triticum aestivum (bread wheat), 1147 nucleotides. Its product is annotated as ubiquitin-conjugating enzyme E2 5A-like. The coding region runs from base 372 to 947 and encodes 191 amino acids. The record is from RefSeq and is a predicted model, not a curated record. NCBI's taxonomy places the organism in Eukaryota, Viridiplantae, Streptophyta, Magnoliopsida, Poales, Poaceae. The transcript has 2 exons.